AUGCCUGGCUCUUUAUCUCUUUUUUCCGUCAACGCCGUCAUUCUUAUGUCGGCCGACGAUGGCUCUCGCAUCUUCGCCAAGUACUACUCAGCACCUCAUCCCCCAGCCGGCACUGCUCCCAAUUCGACUGAUUACCCCGGCGCAAACCCCUAUCCGACCGUCAAAGAACAGAAGGCCUUUGAGAAAGGUCUCCUUGAGAAGACGAAUAAGCAGACGAGCGACGUGAUCCUGUAUGACAACCGAAUUGUGGUGUUCAAGAUGGAGAGCGAUGUGAUGGUCUAUGUGGUGGGAGGUGCCGACGAGAAUGAAGUCUUGCUUUACAACGUUGUUUUGUCAUUGAGGGAUGCUCUGGGGAUCUUAUUCAAGGGCGCCACCGACAAGCGCACAAUCGUUGAGAACUACGACCUGGUCGCUUUGGCUGUUGAUGAGAUUAUUGACGACGGAAUCAUUCUGGAGACAGACCCUGUCCUUAUCGCCUCUCGCGUGAGCCGUCCUCCUGCGCCCGAUGCGCCCAAUCUCAAGAGUAUCGAUCUCUCGGAACAAGGUCUCCUCAACGCCUGGGAGAUUGGAAAGCGGCGGUUGGCAGAGGGAUUGCGACAGAUGUAG
This is a messenger RNA of Aspergillus tanneri, 606 nucleotides long. RefSeq names its product coatomer subunit zeta (gene RET3). Gene Ontology annotation, cellular component: COPI vesicle coat. NCBI's taxonomy places the organism in Eukaryota, Fungi, Ascomycota, Eurotiomycetes, Eurotiales, Aspergillaceae. The transcript is spliced from 2 exons. Gene Ontology annotation, biological process: intracellular protein transport; retrograde vesicle-mediated transport, Golgi to endoplasmic reticulum; intra-Golgi vesicle-mediated transport. The coding region runs from base 1 to 606 and encodes 201 amino acids. The record is from RefSeq and is a predicted model, not a curated record.